AUGGAUGACGCAUACAACCGCCAUGACGCUCCACCUACUGCCUACGACCAUGGCUCCCCUCCGAAUCACGACCACACCCCCUUGAAGCGAGAUCCGGACGAGCUCGACCCACACAACGCUUCCUAUCAACCUCCUCACUCCUACGCGUCCUCCUCCAUCAAUUUUGCCACUCCUGUGCGCGACUCUCAUGCCGAGGCUAGAGCUGCCCUUGAAGCCGUUGCCGCAGCCGCCAGUGCAGGCAAGAUUCAGAUGGCUGAUCCUCACACGUCUUCCUCCUCCAGCUCUGCAGGCUUCAUGACUACGCCAGCCAGUGCCGCCGCCGCUGCUGCUGCUGCUGCUGCCGCCGCCGCCGCUGCUUCCGCUUCUGCUUCCGAGUCCGCCUCCCCCGGCACGGCCGCUUCUCCCUUUGGCACGCACCUUGGCAGAAACAAGGCGUGCCAAAGCUGUCGAGCUCGCAAGCUCAAGUGCGAUGGCCAGAAGCCCGUAUGUGGUCAGUGUGCAAAGGGUUGGCAAAUCAAGUUCCGCAUGGCCCAGAACAAGGCCAAGAACAAGAAAAAAGCUCAGGAUCCCGCCGUCCGCGCCGAGCUCGAAAACCUACCCGAGUCCAUGCCGCCUUGUGUCUACCUGCCUAUCUCCCAGCGAAACUCAGGCCGUUCGGCCCGUGUCUCCACCUCUGCACAUGAUCCCGACGGCUCCAUCGCUCUCAACUCUCCCUCUGCCUCGGCACUCCCUCCCAUCGACGGCUCACCUAUGCCUGCUGCAUUCCGAAAGCGCAAGCGCGCCGACGACGCUGCUGAUGAACAAUUCAUCCAGAUGCAGCAAGAGAUUCAGCAGCUCAAGCAGCGUCUCGCUCAGGUCACUGGCGUCUUCAAUGGCGCUCAUCAGCCUUUGGAUCAGCAGCAGGGCGGCGUCGACGCUUCCGGCCGCCAUCCAUCCAAGGACGAGCUUGCCAUCGCUCACAUGCUUGCCACAAGCAUGCCAUCCGGAGAGGGGCCCUCUAACGGCUCACCGCUUCCUCUCUCGGCCUCGUUCGACUAUCAACAGGCCGUCGCUGCCGUUGCUGCCAAUGGCCUUACCGGUGCGGACGCUGCCAACUUUGACGUUCUCGAUCCUGCGCUCGGCGGCGCUGCUUAUUCUUCUCCACACGCCGCUGACCUUCGUACAGACCCGCGCAACACGGCUCACAAACAGGCCAAGGUCACUUCGAUCCAGGAACAGAUGGACCUCGACAAUGUCGGAAAUCCCUUGUUCGAGCUUAUGGUCACCAGUUGGCCUGCUGACUUUCCUCCUCCCAACCUCGUCAACCAGUUGGUUUGUACCUACUUUGAAAAGGCCACUGCGCAAUCGCUCUUUCUUCAUCCUACCCGCUUUAUGGAGAGGCUCUCGCUGGGCCCGCAACACCCUCGAUACCCUAGUCUCGGUCUGCUGCACGGCAUCUUUGCCUUGGCCUAUCCUCGCCUUCGCGGCGUCGACAUGCCUCCCGAUGCUGCUGGUCAAAACAUCUUCCAAGGUGCGGCUACCGGCGAAAGGCUCGCCAGUCUCAAGGCCGCUGCUGCCUUCCACGCCAAAAGGGCCAAGGCGCUCGGUGAACAGGCAUGCCAGCAGGCUCGUUUCGAGGAGGCAGCUCAGAUCGAGGCGCUGCUCUGCGCCUACUACUACAUCAACGACCGAUCCAUCGAGGCUUGGUUCUCUUCUGGAUACGUAAGCUCGCUCCUCAAGGGCAUGGAGCUCAACCGCCUGCCUUCCAUCAAGACGUUUGCCUCUGAAAAUCGUGGGCGCCAGUCUGCACCGGGCAGAACGCAGCCCAAGCCAGCCGUUUAUCGUGCCGUUCUCAAGCAGCCAGCUGCCACGCCUCUCGAGCAUGAAGAACGUCUGCGCCUCUUUUGGAACUGUCUCUACAGCGACCGCGCCGCUUGUUCAUCGACGCAUUGGGCGCAGAGCAUCGAUGAUCUCGACAUCAAGACUGAACUUCCGGGCGCGUUUGAUGACUUUAUCAACGGCACCGACGACCUCGUCUAUCGGCGCAGGCAAACGCUCGAGUCGCCCGACCUUUUCCACGAUGGUCACCACGAUCCUGCCAUCCUCCACCUCAAGGCGGUCAUCCUGCACUCCAAGUGUGUCAGCCACAUGUCGAGGCUGCCCAUCGACGCUUCGGUUCAGGAUGUGCUCACGCCCAACUUUUACAAGCUUGACGGCUGGGUGACGGCGCUAAUCCAAAGCUUUCCUGCGAAAUGGCGCGAUCUAGCGUCGUUUGACCAUACGCUUCGUCCUUGUUCGGGUUCAGAGGAGCCGCCGUUUUUGAACGAUGGUGUCAACUAUCGACCACAGAAGCAGAUCAGUUUGAUGACGAACCAGCUGGUGCUGGCGCAUUCACUCAUGCACGGCAGCUGCAUCUCGCUUCACGAGCCUGUAGCGCAUCGGGUCGCGGAUUCGGCAAGAAAAUCGGCUCAGGCAGCACAGAGCAUCAUCAAGAUCCUCAAGGUGUUUAUCGCAGCUCGUGUCGAUCUGCUUCAAGUGGGGUCGCUGAUGACGCUAAUGAUUGUGCUUGCGGCUCGAUCGGUGACGCGACAGUACAAAAAGACGCGCAGAGAGGCGGCACAGGCAUAUCUGCAGGUGCGACGCGCUCAUCCCGAGCUGGCGGCACGUGCGGCUGAGGCGGGCUUUGCCGUUUCAUCAAGCAGUAUGAGUGCAGCUUCGCCGUCGUCGUCGAGCACCAAGGGUCUUGGUGCUACGUACAACGCUAUGGGAGUGGGUUUGGACACUUCGGCUUCCGAUGCGAUCGAUGACGAGGCAGCGGCGGUGGCGGCUGCUGAGGUUGCAACGCACGCAUUCAGCGAUAGCUUGGAGGACGAGCUGGAAUUCGCACUGGAUACUGAUGUAGCUCUGCGUGCACAGAUCGAUCCAGAUGGCCAAUUGGCUGGGUUGAGGGACGAUCUAGAGCUCAUCUUUUGGAGUCUUAUCAAGUAUGGAGAGACUUACCCGCUCGGCGUAGGUCAGGCUAAGAUCGUAGCGCAGUUGUUGGGUAAGGAUUACUCGAGCGAGUUGGAGCAGGCCGGGUUGUUUAAGCGGUCUGCUGAGCCGAGUGUGGUGGGAAGUGCCAGUGAUGUUGGUAGCCGCAACGAUACGCAGAGUCCGGCCAGUCUUGGUGCCGGGCUGGCUGGCGCUAAUCAGCAUGCGGAGCUGACGCACUCGACGUUGCCUCCGUGCGCGUACGCUGGAGUCGGUACAGCCGGUCGCGCCGGCCGCGGCGAUCCGCGUGUCGCACCAUCCGCACCGGGUUUCCACACCAGCUCCAACGCCAGUGCACUGCCUACGUCGUUCCAUCCCACACUGGGCGGGUACAGGUUGGGCAACUUUUAA
This is a messenger RNA of Mycosarcoma maydis (corn smut), 3360 nucleotides long. RefSeq lists its product as uncharacterized. The coding region runs from base 1 to 3360 and encodes 1119 amino acids. Lineage: Eukaryota; Fungi; Basidiomycota; Ustilaginomycetes; Ustilaginales. Gene Ontology annotation, biological process: DNA-templated transcription; regulation of DNA-templated transcription. Gene Ontology annotation, cellular component: nucleus. The transcript has a single exon. The record is from RefSeq and is a predicted model, not a curated record. Gene Ontology annotation, molecular function: DNA-binding transcription factor activity, RNA polymerase II-specific; DNA binding; zinc ion binding.